Cheilinus undulatus (humphead wrasse) is the source of this 2887-nucleotide messenger RNA. RefSeq names its product PTEN induced kinase 1 (gene pink1). Bases 98 to 1831 code for a protein of 577 amino acids. Gene Ontology annotation, molecular function: ATP binding; protein serine/threonine kinase activity. The transcript has 8 exons. Gene Ontology annotation, biological process: positive regulation of mitochondrial fission; autophagy of mitochondrion; regulation of apoptotic process. The record is from RefSeq and is a predicted model, not a curated record. Gene Ontology annotation, cellular component: mitochondrion. NCBI's taxonomy places the organism in Eukaryota, Metazoa, Chordata, Actinopteri, Labriformes, Labridae.
UUGUUUAUACAACACUGUCCUUGUAAGCGAAAGGGCUGAGGACUCCCGGAUACAAGCGGGCUAAUUCAACAGCUUAAGUUACCUUCACGGGUAAAUUAUGUCUGUAAAACACGCUUUGACCCGGGGGCUCGAGCUGGGCCGGUCGGUCUUUCAGCUGGGUCUCCUUAAACCGGGAGGCCGAGUCGCAGCAAAGCUCCGAGCUGACCGUUUACGUGUAGGCCCGUCGGUCCGCACCGUUCAGCCUCAGGCUUUCCUGCCGUCUCGGUACCGAUACUACCGCACCUCUCUGAAGGGCCUGGCUGCUCAGCUUCAGUCCGCCGCGUUCAGACGGAGGUUUGGCGGAGGGUCUCCGAGAAACAGGGCCGUGUUUUUGGCUUUUGGUCUCGGCGUUGGGCUCAUUGAACAGCAGCUGGAGGAUGACAGGAAGAGUGCGGCGACAUGUCAAGAAAUCCAGGCAGUGUUCAGCAAGAAAAGAUUCCAGGGUCCACUCAAGCCAUUUGUGUCUGGAUACAAACUGGAGGAUUACGUUAUCGGGAAUCAAAUUGGGAAAGGCUCCAAUGCCGCUGUGUACGAGGCUGCAGCUCAGUUUGCCCCCCAGAAAGAGAGUAACAUCAAAGCUUCCCUUCCCUCUGUUCAGCUGAGAGUAGAAGAAGAGGAAAGAGAACCCACUCGAUCUCUGACAUGCUGCUCAUUCAGGACCUUUCCUCUGGCUAUCAAGAUGAUGUGGAACUUUGGGGCCGGGUCGUCAAGUGAGGCAAUAUUAAAAUCCAUGUCCCAGGAGCUGGUGCCUGCAGGCCCUCUGGCUUUUAAGCAGGAGAAAGAACAAAUCACUCUGGAUGGGCAUUUUGGAGUCCUGCCUAAAAGAGUGUCAGCGCACCCUAAUGUGAUCAGAGUGUACCGAGCCUUCACAGCGGACGUCCCGCUGCUGCCAGGUGCUCAGGAAGAAUAUCCUGACGUCCUACCAUCCAGGCUUAACCCUGCUGGUCUGGGCAACAAUCGCACGCUUUUCCUGGUCAUGAAGAAUUACCCCUGCACACUUAGACAGUACCUGGAGGUGUCGACACCUGGCCGAAGGAUGGGCAGUCUGAUGGUGCUGCAGCUCCUCGAGGGCGUCGACCAUCUGUGCAGACAGGGUGUCGCUCACAGGGAUCUCAAAUCAGACAACGUGCUGCUGGAGUUUGACUCUGCUGGCUGCCCUCGCUUGGUGAUCACAGACUUUGGCUGCUGCCUGGCUCAGAGUGACUCCAGUCUGCAGCUGCCCUUUAACAGCGUUUGGGUCAGCAGAGGAGGGAAUGCCUCCCUUAUGGCCCCUGAGGUGUCCACUGCGGUUCCUGGAUGUGGUGUGGUGAUUGACUACAGCAAAGCAGACGCCUGGGCAGUGGGUACCAUCGCUUAUGAGAUCUUCGGGCAGCAGAACCCGUUCUAUCGAGGACUGGGUCUGGAGAGCAGGAGCUACCAGGAGAAGGAGCUGCCUCCUCUGCCCUCUUCUGUUCCUGCUGAUGUUCAGCUCGUGAUCCGAUUAUUGCUCAGGAGGAAUCCAAAUAAGCGCCCCAGUGCCCGCGUGGCAGCUAACAUGCUUCAUCUCAGCCUCUGGGGACGGAAAGCUCUGGCCAAUCAGGACAGCGUGGGCAUGAAGAAGAUUGCUGAUUGGCUGCUCUGUCAGUCUGCUGUGGUUCUCCUGAAGGGCUGCAGCGGACCCAGUGGGAACACUGUGGAGGCGGAACUUCAGAGGAGCUUCCUGGCUAAUCUGGACCUGGAGGACCUGCGCACCGCCGUGGGCUUCCUGCUGUAUGGGCGAGAGCAACGCCAGGCGUGCAUACUGUCUGCGUAGAUCCUCUCUCUCCUUCAGAAAAUAAGCUUUAUGAGGCGUGGGGUUAAAUCUUGCUUCGAUUUUCAGUCAGACUUGUAUUUGUAGUAUUUAUGGGUAUAGCCUUUACAUCUGAUGGCUAGUAAAGUAAACUCCACUAACACUGUACUCCUCCACUGCUCUCCAUCACACGACUGUCAGUGAUUUUCUGCACAUACUAUACAUUAUCGGCCUGUGUAGUUCACCUUUUCGGGCUUCCUUUUAUCCAGUCUUUGCUGAAAUUAUUGUCCUGUAUUCCUUCAGGGUUCUAACAUAACGCAGCAUCAGCAGGAUUAAAAAUAAGUGCUACUUGUGCACCUUUUUGCACAAGGUACUAGGUCAUGUGGGCGCUUUGCAUCAUGCACUAUUAAGGCUACUGUUUGUGGAGAAAAACCCUUUUUCUGUGUGCUUUUCUGCAAUGAGUUUCUCCUGUAAACAUCUAUCUAGAAACACAAAUUAGCCCUGAAUAGAAAGGUACUAGAGGCAGUUAAUGUGUCUGUUAUGGAGUGGAUUUUUCCUUUAAAGGAAUGCUAAACUUUUAAAUAUUUGCCAGAGAAAAUCAAACACUAAGUAUCUCAAUUAGAUCCUAUUAAGUAUCAGUUAAUAUUUUGUAUUUAUAAAGCUAAACUGGACGUUUUAUCAUUAAUUACUAGACCUCUAAGCCACAGCAGCUGUCAUACAUGAACAGCAUCUAUCAAGCUUGUUGUCAAUGAAUGUUAUUGUAAGGAAGAGCAAGUUGAACAAUGACUUCACAGUGAUGAUGGAUCAUGCAUAUUUCUGAUCUACCCUAAGCAUGCUUUUUUGUUUUUGUUUGCACUUUAUGUCCGUGUUUGCACUUUUUAGAGUCAUUUUGAAUGGCUGAUGAUUGAAUUUAGUGACUUAUUCCAUCAGACUUCACUAUAAAAUGCUUUAAUAACUACUGGGAGGAGGGAUGAAUGUUUAAGAGAUUGUUGUUUUCAUACUAUAGAUGGUAAUAUAUUUUUGGAAGAAAAUUAUGUAGAUAUCCCUGCUGUUUAAGAAUAAAAAAUGAAAAAAAUUGGU